Messenger RNA from Beta vulgaris subsp. vulgaris (sugar beet), 1759 nucleotides. Its product is annotated as probable pyruvate, phosphate dikinase regulatory protein, chloroplastic. The record is from RefSeq and is a predicted model, not a curated record. Lineage: Eukaryota; Viridiplantae; Streptophyta; Magnoliopsida; Caryophyllales; Amaranthaceae. Bases 37 to 1197 code for a protein of 386 amino acids. The transcript is spliced from 3 exons. Gene Ontology annotation, molecular function: transferase activity, transferring phosphorus-containing groups; ATP binding.
CUGAAGUCUGAACGAAGGGAAGAAACAAUAACAAAAAUGUUAGCCGCUACUACUAGCUUCAGUAUCCGAGACCCGACACCCGAACCCAAACUUUCAAUCCCAACCAUUUAUCUCUCCUCUGACCGACCUUCCGAACCUCAAACUCGGAAGCAAAAGGGAAGCGCGAAGCUAAACCUCUGGUCCAGAGCUCGAUCAAUACGGUCGGGCCGAAAAUUGAACCGCCCGGUUGAAAAUCCGGUUCAAGCAGCGGUUCCGGUUGAGAAAGAUCGAACCGGCGACGCUGUCUCCGAUUCAGAGAGAGAAGAUGACGGCGAAACUCGGGACGGAAAGUCUAUUUACAUGGUUUCUGACGGCACAGGAUGGACGGCUGAGAAUUCUGUUAAUGCGGCGUUAGGGCAGUUUGACCAUUGCUUAGUUGACCAUGGUUGUUCCGUUAGUACUCACUUGUUUUCCGGGGUAGAUGACAUUGAUCGACUAAUAGAAAUUGUGAGGCAAGCUGCAAAAGAAGAUGCUAUUCUUGUCUAUACUCUUGCUGAUCCUUCAAUGGGUGAUGCUGCAAGAAAAGCCUGUCAAUUAUGGGGUGUACCAUGCACCGAUAUCCUGGGCCCAAUUACUGAGGCAAUUGCUUCUCAUCUUGGUGUUUCACCUUCAGGUCUUCCCCGCGGGGCGGGAGGCACAAAUUUCCUAAGUGAGGAUUACUUCCAAAGGAUUGAAGCUGUUGAGUUUACCAUCAAACAAGACGAUGGGGCUCUACCGAAGAAUUUGCAUAAGGCUGAUAUUGUUCUUACUGGUGUCUCUCGAACAGGAAAGACUCCUUUGUCAAUUUACCUUGCACAAAAAGGAUACAAAGUAGCAAAUGUACCAAUUGUAAUGGGUUUGGAGUUGCCAAAAACUCUGUUUGAAUUGGACCCUGAUAAAGUUUUUGGUUUGACCAUUGAUCCGAUGAUCUUGCAAACAAUAAGAAAGUCCCGAGCCAAGACUCUGGGGAUUGCUGAACAUGAGAUGCACAACUACUCACAGAUGGGUUACGUGAAAAAGGAGUUAGAACACGCAGGUAAAAUUUUUGCACAAAAUCCAAGCUGGCCUGUAAUCGAGGUGACUAGCAGAGCCAUUGAAGAGACUGCAGCAGUAAUCUUGAGGCUAUACCAUGACAGAAAGCAGAAGCGAUCAUUGCCCAGUAUAUCAAAGCGUUACUGAAAUUUCCAAUGACUCAAAAUGGAGGCAGAGUAAGAUUUGCUCUAUGGUCAUUAAUAUAGGUGACAUGGCAUUAUCUUAUAAGCAAAAUAUGGUAAGGAGAAAGAUCCUAUGAAACACGAACCUCGCAUAGAUUAGAUCCAAUCCAACUUUGAGACGAGGCCCAUGGAAGGGAGGGGGAGGACAAGUGAAAUCCCACCCUCAAGACCCUAGUGGCAGGGUUCGAAGUUGAACCUCCUAGUUACAAGGUGCAAGGUGGGAAUCUUACCACUAGACCAAGGUACCUUGGUUCUUAUAUUACUAGACUUGUCGAGUGUCCACCACUAUUGAAGUGCUAUACUCUUACCUGUAUAUGGUUGUUAACAUCAGUGGUUUGGACUACAGCAUUUGGCCAUCAUAAUUAUUAUCAUCAUCUAUUAAGUAAAAAAAAGUAGCAGGUAUAUUGUAGGAUUAUAAGUUUACGUGGAAGUGUUAUCACAUUUCAAGUUGCGGCUGUUUAGCUUGAAUGAUUGUUUCAGUCCAGAACACUGUACAAUUGUAAAAUAGUAUACCCUCCAGUUCUAUA